GUCGUCCCUACAUGAUAUUGAUUUGUUUACCACGAAAUAACCGAACCACGCAUAGGGGAGAGACGAGCGCAGCCGCAGUGCCCGCACGUGGCCGCCGCGAUCUCCGUCUCCCUCGCCAUCUCCACCGCCUCCGUUUCUUCACCCUCCUCCUCUCUCGGUUCGUCUCAAUUCUUUUCUCAUAGAAUACAUCGACAGAUGAAUCCAUUCUGCUGCGCCUCCCCCGUCCCCGUCUCUCCCGUCGCCGCGGCCGCCUCCGCUUUCUCCUCUUCCGCAGCUACUCAUUCCCUCCCAGCCCUGCCCCCUCCUCCGCCUCCCCCUCCCCCGCCGCCCUCCUCCUCGGCGGCCGCCGGCCGCAGCCGCGACUCCUUUCCGCACCAGAACCAUAUCAACAACGGCGGCUCCUGCCGGCCAUCGGGCCCCGCCGGCGCCGCUGCCAGCGACCACGGCCGCCACCACCGCGCAUCUGGCCCAGCGCCGGAGAUCUUGGCCUCUGCCUCCCUUCGCUCUUCCUUCCAUGACGCUCCCCUCGAGCAACGCGAGGUCCGUCUCAACAACAUCGUGGGCAACGGGAUCGCUGGGAUUCUUCACAAGUGGGUCAAUUACGGCAAGGGCUGGCGGCCGCGCUGGUUCGUGCUCCAGGACGGCGUCCUCUCCUACUACAAGAUCCACGGCCCGGACCGCAUCGAGGUCAGCCAGGAAUCCGAGAAGGGCUCCAAGGUCAUUGGCGAGGAGUCUAUCCGCCGGAUCUCCCGCCGCAAGAACGGCCGUACCCACCUCCCCCGCAAGCCCAUCGGCGAAGUCCACCUCAAGGUUUCAUCGAUUCGGGAGAGUAGAUCAGAUGAUAAGAGGUUCUCCAUCUUUACCGGGACCAGGAGACUUCAUCUGAGGGCAGAGACGCGGGAGGAUCGGGUGGCAUGGAUGGAGUCGCUGCAGGCGGUAAAGGAUAUGUUUCCGAGGAAUUCAAACGGUGAGUUCACGGGAUCGGUGGACAAAGUGGUGGUGUCUACGGAUAAAUUGCGGCAGAGGCUACAGGAGGAAGGGGUGGGCGAGGCAACGAUUCAGGAAUGUGAGCAGAUCAUGAGAAGCGAAUUUGCUGCGCUGCAGAACCAGUUGAUGCUUCUUAAACAGAAUCAAAACCUCCUGGUUGACCAUCUUGGCCAAUUAGAGACAGAAAAGGUUGACUUAGAGAACACUGUGGUUGAUGAGGGUCAAAGACAAUCAAGACAAUCAAAAGAGUAUGGAUCGGCUGCUAGAUCAAGACAAGAGAAGUAUAGUGAAGAGAGUGCAAGUGAAUCUGAUUAUGACAAUGAAAAGCCUGAUGCUGCUGAGGAAGAGACUGAUGAAGAAGAUAAUACAUUUUUUGAUACACGUGAUUUUCUCUCAUCAAGUUCUUUUAAGAGCACUGAAUCUGACUUCCACAGAUCUGAAUUUGAUUCUGAUGAUGAGAAUGAUCACGGUGUUGAUUCUGUUGGUUCUAGUGAUUCUUCCAUGCAGUAUGUGGGAUAUAACUAUCCCUAUGUCAAAAGACGAAAAAAAUUGCCUGAUCCAAUUGAAAAGGAAAAAGGAGUGAGCCUCUGGUCGAUGAUUAAGGACAACAUUGGAAAGGAUCUUACCAAAGUUUGCCUUCCUGUGUAUUUCAAUGAACCACUUUCAUCCCUGCAAAAAUGUUUUGAGGACUUGGAAUAUUCUUACCUUGUUGAUCGAGCUUAUGAGUAUGGCAAAAAGGGCAAUGGUCUCAUGAGGAUGCUUAACGUUGCUGCUUUUGCUGUUUCUGGAUAUGCUUCUACGGAUGGCAGAACCUGCAAGCCCUUUAAUCCACUCCUGGGGGAAACAUACGAGGCUGAUUAUCCAGACAAAGGCCUUAGGUUCUUUUCAGAAAAGGUCAGUCAUCAUCCCAUGGUUGUUGCAUGUCAUUGUGAGGGUAAGGGAUGGAGGUUUUGGGGAGAUAGCAAUUUGAAAAGCAAGUUUUGGGGUCGCUCAAUUCAGGUUGAUCCUGUUGGUGUGCUAACCCUCGAAUUUGAUGAUGGUGAAGUUUUUCAAUGGAGCAAGGUGACAACAUCCAUUUAUAACCUUAUAUUGGGAAAACUUUAUUGUGAUCAUUAUGGUACUAUGCGAAUACAAGGAAAUCGUGAAUAUUCAUGCAAGUUAAAAUUUAAGGAGCAGUCAAUAAUAGACCGCAACCCUCAUCAGAGAACAUGUUCUCAGGAAAAGCACAAUGAAGGGGUGUCAAGCCAAACAAAGAUGAACAGACCCUUCAAUACGUUUGAUUUAGAUGAACACUGUUGUUUGUAAUUGUUCUUGGCUUAAACAUUGAUUACUAGUCUUGUUUUAUGCAACAAAGAACCUGUUCUCAGUAAAAGCACAAAAAAGGGGAGUGAGCAAGCUGAACAAAGACAAACAGACCCUUUUUGUGUUUGAGUUAAAUAGACACAUGGUUGUUCGUGAUUGUCCUAAGCUUUACAGCAUAUGUGGUUUCGACAGAUUGAGCUUGAGCUAAGAAUGUGCUCAAGUUUGAGCCGGUCAUGAACACUAGGUUAUUUUGGACAGCUUUAUCGACAGCAGAGCGAGGGAGAUGUAUGAAGAGAAUCGAUUGGGAAGUUGCAAAAAAUGCUGGAUGAAGAAAAUGGUUGGUGGAAAUUUCAGGCCAGGAAAUGUGGAGAGCUUUCUGAGAUCAAAGAAAGAGUCAAGGAUAGAUAAUAUACUGUGGAAAUGGCAGGGAGAUAGGGUUUUAACCUGCCAGGCUAACAUAGCUUGUAUUCUCAAUGAAUUCAAGCCUGAGUUGAACAUGAACUUGAGAUUGAGUUGUUCGAAAUAUUUAGCUAUCUUGGCAACCCCAAUUGUGGGAGGGACAAUGCUACAUUUGGUAGUAUACACUUGUCAGGUUGUUUUAAUCGAUUCAAAUGGAAGACUUGUAAGCCCCACUUGGUUUUCAGAGGUCCAAAGGGCCUAAAGGGUACUGUGAUCUUGUAGAACACUAUUCAAUUAUAUAGCUUUUCCUUGCUUAAAUCCUUUAGCAUGAUCUGCAAAGAUUUGGUGUGUCCUUGUUGUCCUGUUGUACAAUAGGGAGCACAGUCACCCCCACUAUUUUCACAGCAAAUUUCAAGUAUGAUGAUUAUAUAUCUGCUGCUUCAUAUAUAUCCACCAUUUUACAUAAGAAAAAUGAUCCAUUUGUCAUUCAAAUUCCCAGUUAGACUCUGUUAUAUGUCUAAUGUGAUUGAACAGGCCUGUAGAAUAUUACUAUUAGGAUUAUAUAAUAUCUGAAUGCUAUGGACAAUGAUCCAUGAAAUUUGUCCAUGUUGAAAACUUAUGGAUAUUGGAGUACUUGAUCUGAAAUUAAUAGCUUGUCUGUGUAUGUCUUUGUCCAGUUUCUUUUAGCUAGUUUUAAUGCAUUUUUUAUGUAGCCUAAUUUCAUAUAUACAUGUGGACCAUAUUUUCUCUCUUUUUUAUACCUUUAUAGAUGUUUUACAUAUUAUGAUUUUUGGAAGUUUUAUAUUUAGUAAAACUAGGCAAGCAGAAUUUGUGUUGUUAGAAGCUGCAUAGGACAUUUUUGAGUCCUAUGGUUCUACUUGCUCUUGUAGAUUUUCAAUUUAAUAUUCUAUCUGAUGCUUUUGAUUGAAAAAAAUCUGAUGAGUUGUUUGCUUUUCCUUUGUGAAAUGGUUGUUUCUAAACAUGAAC
Messenger RNA from Musa acuminata subsp. malaccensis (wild Malaysian banana), 3675 nucleotides. RefSeq names its product oxysterol-binding protein-related protein 1C. The record is from RefSeq and is a predicted model, not a curated record. NCBI's taxonomy places the organism in Eukaryota, Viridiplantae, Streptophyta, Magnoliopsida, Zingiberales, Musaceae. Gene Ontology annotation, molecular function: sterol binding. Gene Ontology annotation, cellular component: membrane; intracellular membrane-bounded organelle; cytosol.